Messenger RNA from Caenorhabditis sp. 36 PRJEB53466, 5816 nucleotides. NCBI's taxonomy places the organism in Eukaryota, Metazoa, Nematoda, Chromadorea, Rhabditida, Rhabditidae. The record is from the annotation of a GenBank genome assembly.
AUGGGAGACGUCGACGUCGUCGAGGAGGAGCAACGACGACGACGUGACGAUACAUCCUCGGAUCAGUCGAGUCUUCCUUCCGAUAUUGUGCAGUUCAAGGCACGAUCGCAUCUGAUGGACGGGUAAGGAGUAGUGCAUGUUUCAUUCUUUCACGGUUGCAUGUGCAUGGUUUCAGAGCCGAGUGCAGUCCGAUCGAGCCGAAUGACAAAGCGUGGGAGGACUAUCGGUCUCGGUUCGUUUUCUUCCCGAAAGGCGUCAAAGUACAAUCUUCCUUCCCUAAAAAUAGAGAAAAGUAUCCAAAGUGUCAACAUAUCUUUCGCCACUCGAGGUGAACUUCAAUUAGUCGGUCGAUUCAUCAUCUGGUGUCAUCAUCAUAUCUCAUUUUUUUCCACCGUAUCACCCGCUCGCGAAUGGAAUCUUCUCUCCGUUUUCGUAGAAAUCAUACCACACUUUUCUCUGCAAACCAGAAUAGAACGGGCCUAUUCUCAGUCUGUCUGUCUGACUGUCCGGCUGCUAUUCAAAUGUAUAUUGUAUGUUAACGAACGAGAUGGCCGAACUUUGACGCGUCAGAGUCGAUCGGAGAAAGAGUGUUCGAAUUAGAGAGACGCCGGACGAGUUCAAAGACAAACCACGAGAGAUUGGGGAAAUCGGAGAGACGUAGAGACGAGUUCAAAGACAAAGUCAUAGUCAGUUCGGUGUGUAUCCAUUCGAUUCAUGGCCUAAAAGACGAAAAUAGCUAGUCAGGGGGGAAGGGGGUCUUCUUGUUUCUUCAGUCCCGCUUCCGGCCAUCAUUGGGAAUUGGAUAAGACAUUUAAUGGGGAGAAAGAGGGACUAUCAGUUAUUGAUUUCGAACCGAUGACCAGGGAAAAAGUAAGUAGGAGUUGGGGACUUUUGGAUGGAAAAUGAACAAGUUGAAGGAGUUCCCAGAAAUAAGAAAAAGAUACUGGAUAUCUUUCACAUGAAUUUCUCAUGAUUGUCAACGGUUGGACAACUACCGUUCUGUAGUUUGAUCUGUUUCCGAAGAACACUCAAAUUCAGUGGCAUUUGGCCUAGAAUUGAGCUUUAGUAUAUGAACACCAAAAUAGCGCUUAUUAAAGGCCAAAUAUUUCAGUUGUCUGUAGAGAUAUCAAAAAGUAGUCAACUGAUAUAAUGUACACAAUGUUCUGAUGAACAAUUUAUUAGUUUAAAGUUUUUUGAUAUCUUUGAAGACAGCUAAGAUACAUUGUUUUGAAUGAACGACAAAUGGAAGAGGCUGCAAUUUGGUCUUUCUGAACAGAGAAAAGUUUAUCUCAUCAAGUUUAUAAAAGUGAACUAAUAUAAUAUCGGAUAUCAAAUGUGUUGUGACAUAAACAAUAACAGCAACUUCGGUGAGAGCAGAAAGCGAGGCCAACUGAAAUCAUUCGUCGAAUGUUUGCCUUUUCCGUUCUUACAAGGCAGGUUUCUGUUUGCUUGAUCAUCCAAAUUGGGAAAGGAAAAGGAGUUGAGUCUUUGCGUCUAGACUUCCGAUGUUCUUCGGUUGGCCGAAUUAGCUGCCAGUCCGCAUGGGUCAUGUCACAUGUCACGGUCAUGCAAAUUGCAGCCAAUUCGACUUCUCUCCGAUCGCAUCUCUCUUUUCGAUUCCGUUCGACUUCAUCUUCAUCUCUCUCGCGACCUUCUCUCGCUAAUCUUUUGACUUUCAAAGAACAUUCGCUCUCCAUUCCACUUCUUUUUCUCCUUCUCCUUCUUUCGCCUGUCGCCGUCCCGAUCGAUACAAUUCGCGACAGUGCGUAAUUUCUCUGCGCCCACGUUAUUUCGUCGUCUCUCGAACUGGUUGGACUGCGAACUCACCGCCGAAUUCGCACUGUUUUUGUCGAUUUGUGUUUAUUCUAGACACAGCUGAUAAAUCCGUGUACAUUUCAUCAUCUGACGUCGAUUAGUCUUUGAAAGAUGAAUUUCUCACAUCCAGUUCUCCUCAAUCGUCGUCUCUGAUUGCGUCCCAUUCCCAUCAUCCAUCGCUUUGCUUCUUUUAGAGAAAAGACUGCGUUGGUUGCUUCCCCGGCCGUUUUAUCCUCCUGUUAGAUUUCGUCUCGAUAUGGCAAACCUUGUCAGACGCUUUCGGUGGUUAGUUUUCUUGCGGGGGCGGGCGUCAAGUAUUGUAAUCAGUGGAAGGUCAAACCAACAAAAACCAGUCAUUCUUCUGCUAACUUUCAUGUAAUUCACCUUCUUCUAGGGUCCAAGAAAGCGGCGAUCACAUGGAGCUGUUAGGAGAUGACGAGUCGAGCGACACCGAGGACCGAAACGAUCUGGACGAGGACUACGACGACUACUACACAGACAUGAAGUCGACGCGGAGAGAGACCACCAAAGAGUUUCUCACUCGUAAGUCUUUCCUUCGGUUUCAUCAGAAUCCUCUUUUCUUUUCAGGCCAAUUCCAGAACAUUGUGCACUUCUUCGUCGAAGACUGGUUCAUUUCGGCCGCGCUCGGCUUCAUCACCGCAAUCUUUUCGAUCUUCAUCGAUAUGGGAAUCGAGUAUCUUAUUCACUGUGAGUUCUUUGCGCAGUUCUGUUCAAUAAUGUGAUUCAAUGAGUUUUCAGUCCGUAACUACAUUCUCGAGAUUUCCGAACAGUACAACAACUACGCGGCGUUCCUGGUUUGGGUGUUCUACAUCACCGGAUUGGUCUACAUUGCCGCCCUGAUCUGUUAUGGUUUUGGAAAACAGGCUGUUGGUGAGUAUCUGUUUGCAUUCAAGGCCUUUAAAAAAUUUUGUUCUUUAGGAUCCGGUAUUCCUGAAGUCAAAGUGAUCAUCCAUGGUUUCGUGCUGAAGAACUAUCUCUCCGGGAAAACGCUCAUCGCCAAAAUGAUCGGAUUGACUCUGACCAUCGGAUCAGGACUGCCAGUCGGUAAAGAGGGACCGUUCGUGCACAUCGGCGCCAUCGUCGCCUCGCUGCUCAACAAACUCACCGCCGCCUGCCAAUACAACGCCUUCUUCUCGAACGAAGGACGUGCGAUGGAAAUGCUGAGCAUCGGAUGCGCCGUCGGAAUCGCGUGCACAUUCUCCGCUCCGAUGGGCGCUGUGCUCUACGGUAUCGAGUCGACGUCCAAGUACUUUGCGGUCAAGAACUACUGGAGAUCGUUCUUCGCCACCACUUGCUCCGCAAUGCUCUUCCGUUUCGCCAUCGCCUUCUUCGUGCCUCAACACAUUGCGGGAACUAUCACUGCUUACUAUCAGACAUACUUCCCCAACGAGGUUUUUGUCGUGGAAGAGCUUCCGUUCUUCAUCGGUCUGGGGUGAGUAUUAGCGAUUUCAAGACACCUAUGUACUGUGAGAACUUUCAGAAUCAUGACCGGACUUCUCGGCGCUCUCUUCGUCUACUAUCACCGUCGAAUCGCCUUCUUCAAACGUCGCAAUCGCAUUUUCCAAGCUCUGUUCGGAAAAAGGUUUGCAUCACUUUUUUCUCAAACCAAAACACAUUCCCAUUUGACCUUUUAUGUAUGCGAGAUGUGAAAAGAAACGGAAGUUUGAUAUGAGAUGAGACUGAUGACACUGUGUAGGGUAUCUUCAAGUGUAUUAUCAUAUUAGCGAGACAAAAUUUAUUGAUUCGGGGGAAUUUGUUUUGUUUUUGCAAAACGUUUCCGUUUUUAGAACGAUGUGAUGUGAUCUUUGAGAAACAGAGCAAAUGGGAUCCCAACUUCUGAUUUCAGUCCGAUCCUGUUCACCGUCUGCUGCGCCGCCAUCUUCGCCGUCCUCAUCUAUCCGAACGGACUCGGAAGCUACGUGGCGGGCAAGUACACAUUCCGCGAGACCCUCGUCGACUUCCUCUCGAAUUGCACCCUCUGGAAGCCGAACAACGGCUCCGAUGGAUGUCCCCCGCACGUGCUGGAGCACUGGUCGGGCCCCGAAGGCGACAUGAUGCCCAUCCUUUCCCUUCUGCUCUACUUCUUCUUCUACUUCAUCAUCGUCCCCAUCUGCAUCACCUUGUACAUUCCCUCCGGUAUCUUCGUCCCGUGCUUCGUCAUCGGCGCUUGCGGUGGAAGAAUCUUCGGAGAGCUCAUCUCGAUGGCCUGGCCGGACGGACUCCGUGGAGUCGGCCAGCCGCAGAUCUACCCGGGACUCUACGCAGUCGUCGGAGCGGCUUCCUUCACCGGCUCCGUCACCCACUCGCUCUCCAUCGCCCUCAUCGUCUGCGAGACCACCGGACAACUGUGUGCUCUUCUGCCCGUGCUCAUAGCCCUCAUGAUCUCCAACGCCAUCUGCGCUUUCCUUCAACCUUCUAUUUACGAUUCGAUCAUCAAAAUUAACGGAUACCCGUAUCUUGCCGACCUUCCGCCAUCCCGUAUGAGGUGAGCUCUACAGUAUUCUCUGAUCUUCCACUGUUAUCCUUUGCAGUGUGCAUCAAAUGAAAGUGGAGAGAAUCAUGGUAAAAGACAUGUACUACAUCACCCGAGACACCACCUACCGUGAACUCCGCGAGAUGCUCCUCGAGACGCCGACCCUUCGAUCCUAUCCGUUCGUCACUGAUUCUCGUUCGAUGACUCUUUUGGGAUCCGUCGCGCGCAAGUACUUGCUCUACCUGAUCCAGCGAAAACUCGGACCUGAGCCGGAGCUUUUCGGACAUCGCAGAAGGUUAGUUUCAUAAAAAAACAGGAGCGAUUACGGGGGUGUUUCUGCAGUUAUAGAACGCCGUCGAUGAAAGCAAAGAUUGUGUAAGUUGUUCAAAAGUUCUUGGUGUGAUAAGUAGUCAUGCUAGUUCGAUUAGAGCACUUUUGGGUUGCCUGAUGAUUGUAGUAUAGUCCGAUUCUCGAUAUUGUUCACUUCUCCAAUCCGUCUUUGUUUCCAGAAGCCGUACCGCCUCGGAAAUCUUCAGCACAAUUCACAAUCUCAGGUGUGUGCACCUCGUGGUUUGUCCUCCCGUUUCCUCUCUUGCACCUGCACAAUAUCUGCAUAGUGCAUGCACCGCUCUCAUCCGCUUCUCCUAGUUGCAUGUUCCUAAUACCCGUUUCCAUUCAGAAAGUAUUCUAGACGUGGAUCCCUGGCCACCACCGGCGGCCAUCUCUCCCAGGCCAACGCGCUGAUGACCGAUCGAAACAUUUCUGGAAACACUCUUCUGCCACAGUCGCCACUCCACGAGGAUCAGGUACAUAUAAACUUGUGACUCCACUUCUCGAAUUCAUUCUUCAGGGAGAUCGCAGUCCGCUGGCCCCUCUUCUGUACGCCCAAACCAAUCAACACGAGCCGAUUGUCGUAAGUAUUGUAUCUGUUUGUGUUAUCAAUAGUACUUUUCCAUUUUAAUGGAUGUUUUAUUGAGAUGUUUUCUUCCCAAGGGGGUUAGUACAAGUUGUUGUUGAUUUCAGCACUCGCUUGCCAAGAGAGCCGAGAUUCUGUCGAAGAAAUUGGAUAUGGAGGAGGUCGCCAUCGACCCGGCGCCGUUCCAAUUGGUCCGCGGAACUUCGCUCUACAAAGUCCACACCCUCUUCUCGCUUCUUGCUCUCAACCACGCCUACGUCACCGAAAAGGGCCGUCUUGUGGGAGUGGUGGCCGUGAAGGAGCUUCGUGAGGCGCUCAGCAACAUCUACAGUCGCGGAGCAGUCGUGCCGAGACCCAGAGUCCGUACCUCCACUUUCCGUCUCAAUCCGGAUCAGGACAGUGAGUUACAUCGCAAGUCUUACUUCAGAUUUCAAUUUUUCUUCUAUUCCAGUUGAGCAGCAGUUGCUGAACGGCCGAUCCGAGCAAAACGGCGAAGCGAACGCCGUCACCCGAACCCCUCGAGUCACAAUCGACGCUCCAGAAGACCACGUCGAGGAUCGUGACGAGAACAACGACGAAAACAAAUCCUAA